GAUUUUUUUCCCAGCCCUGUGAAUAGAGAAAAUAAAUCGGUCAUGUGAUUUUUUUCGCACGAAGCAGUCACCUGUCGCGGCCGAGAAAAUACAAUUACGCCUUCAAUUCGCUAGACAAGAAAAACCUGCAAAAUGGCGGCCCAAAUACGCACAGUGGUGAUAUCGACUUUCCUGGGGCUCUUCACGACCGCAGCCACCAUCCUCAUCCUGUACUUUGUUUUGACUGGCAAGGGCGAGCGGGUGAGCGUUGGCUGGUUCCUUGCCGCGUCGAAUCCGUACAUGUGGGCCUGCCUGGGCAUCGGACUCGCCGUCUCGCUGUCUGUGGUGGGUGCCGCCCUUGGCAUCCACACGACGGGCACCAGCAUUGUUGGCGGCGGUGUCAAGGCUCCCCGCAUCAAGACCAAGAAUUUGAUUUCCGUCAUCUUCUGUGAGGCGGUGGCCAUCUACGGCCUGAUCACUGCCAUUGUGCUCUCCGGCCAGCUGGAUCAGUUCCAAAUGGAGACGGCCCUGAACAAUCAGGCUAUCAUGAACACCAACUGGUUCUCGGGCUAUUUGAUCUUCGGUGCUGGUCUCGCCGUCGGCCUGGUCAACUUGUUCUGCGGCAUUGCCGUUGGCAUUGUUGGCUCUGGUGCUGCUCUCUCGGACGCCGCCAAUGCGGCCCUCUUCGUCAAGAUUCUGAUUGUGGAGAUUUUCGGCUCGGCCAUCGGUCUGUUCGGCCUCAUUGUGGGCAUCUACAUGACGUCCAAGUCGAAGAUGGGCGACAAGGAGUAGGCUGCCAGUGUUCAGAACUUCACUUAAUCAUCGGCAAGAAGAACAAUAAUCAGACCAGUCAUCAAGUCAUUCCCCCCACCCCCCUCUUACCCAAGGCCCCUCCAUCGCACAGCAACAUCAGUGAGGGUCGGCCGUGUUUUUUUUUCUGGAAAUUACAACAAGAAGCUUGCAGUUACAGUUUGCAACACCCCCCAAUCCAAUCUGCCGAGACACGCAUUAAACUGGGACUUUAGUUACUUAUUAAGUUGAUAGUUUUGUAGAUUUAAAUGUUUAUUUUUACGCCACGCAUACUCGCGCAAUUAUCAGCAUCCAAUUUUCAAUUGAUUGCUGAGUGUGCAUGGUGUAAAAAUGACUACGAUUCGUUUUGUUUUACAUAAUCUUUAUUUUGCCAAACGAAAGACAAUUAUGUGUUUGUGUGUGUGUGUGCGUGAGCUGUGAGUGCGUGUGUGUGUAUAUUUAUGUUACUAAGCAGUUUGUUAUGUUUUUGUUUCUUACUGGCAAUUGUAUUUCUAAAUGAGAAUGUAUUAUAUUAACUACUACAAAAACGAUGAACCAUGUAUAUUUGAUGCUGCUGCUGCUGCUAAUGGCAGAAGUAAUGGAAGAUACACAACAAUCGCAUUAUUAUUAUUAUACAUAGCAAGUAUUCCAUAUUAAACAAGUAAUAAAAUCAAUCCGUUUUGUUUAUCAA
Molecule: messenger RNA, 1459 nt
Organism: Drosophila obscura
Lineage: Eukaryota; Metazoa; Arthropoda; Insecta; Diptera; Drosophilidae
Gene: VhaPPA1-1
Product: V-type proton ATPase 21 kDa proteolipid subunit
Exons: 3
Coding region: 133-771 (212 amino acids)
Biological process (GO): proton transmembrane transport
Cellular component (GO): proton-transporting V-type ATPase, V0 domain
Molecular function (GO): proton-transporting ATPase activity, rotational mechanism
Source: RefSeq, a predicted model, not a curated record